UCUGCUGUAUGAGCAGUGCAAGUCUUUCUUUCUAUAACGCCAUCUUUUUGUUGUUGUUCUUUUUUCUGCCUAAGUAAGUAGAAAGCAAGAGCCCUCUGAAUAGUCAAGAACAUCUCUUCUGUAGCAGCUGCAAGAGCAAGCAAAACCAAAACUACGAUCAUAGUUUUCAAGGCCAACCAAGCCGCGGGUCGAGCGAACCAGUGCAGAAGAGCGUCGAAGUAGUGGAAAGACCCACGAAGAGGAAUUAUGGAGAGCUGCGAGGAAUUUUCUCGCGAAAUGAUCCGGCGACGGGAAAAGCACGGGGCACGACGAGUUUCUGCAAAACGCGUCUCGUCGUGCCUGCAAUCGCAGGGGCAGCUUUCGCGGGUUUGUGUGCUUCCUUCGUGCGGCGCUGGCGCCCGCAGCAGACUUCUGACACUGCUUUCCCACGUUUUUCUCUUCCUUCUUGCAAAUCACCAUCUACGCCACCUCCUCGUCGCAGCGGAGCGUCCGGGUUUUCUGGCGCAGACCCCCAAGCCGGACCCGGGCAAAGAAAACGACCGUGGGGGCGGGGUCGCCCUGCAACGGGCCAUCAUCGAAUGGGACAACUACCUCUUCGACACUGCUAGUAGCAUGCUGCAGGAACUCUAUUCAAAAACGAAAGAACAAGUCGUGGCGGUGGGGAUGAAGUGGACGGCGGCGGAGGAGGAAGCCGAAGCCGGAAGCGCCAAUGGAAGCGCGUCGUCUUCAUCAAUCAAGCGCAAGCACCCGGAUGGGAGAAAGAGAUGGGAACAACAAAGCAAGGUGGAAAAACAUCAGGGGGCGAAUGACGAGGAUUUCAUACCGGCAGAAAACGAAUUCCUUGACGAACAAGAAGAUGAAGAUGCUAGUAAAAGCCAAAGCUCCGCUGUUGAAAAGAAGAAGAAGAAGAAGUUUCUGGACGAGAAAAAAAGCCAAGCCGAAGCGCAACAACGAGGCACGACUGGUUUGGGCCAACAUGAAGACCCAAAAAGACGAUCAUCGCGAGCAGGAGGCGGUCGCGGCGGAAAAAAUGACUUCUUGGGCGAGGAAGAAGAGCCCGACUUUGAUUCGAAGCCGGGUACGGGUAGUUCAUCGGGACUGCAAAAAAACAACGCAGUGCCGCAUCUUCCUCUGGGUGAACAAGGUAGAACACGACGCGAAGGUCCGCCUCCGCCGGAGGACAAGUUGGCCGCGGGUGCGACAACCUCUUCUGAUCAAGUCCCUGCUCAUGAGGUAGCUCCAGUCCGAGACGAAACCGACGAACAGAACGGCGAUUCAGCUGCGCAGUCGGCGUUGCAGGUAAAGACAGGAGCGAAGGCUUGUGAUGAGGUAAAAAACCAAGACGAGAACAAGCCCGAAGCAUCUGCAUUGCAGAACAUGAAGGACGAGAUCAAAACCUCCAAAAGCACUACUUCUCCACAACAAGCUGCAGUAUUAACGCCGAGACCAACAGCAGGAGCUGGUCGUGGAGGAGGAGGAGAAAAGGCGGAAACGUCUACCGAUGACGUACAUCAGCCUUUGUCCACCGGCGGCGGUAAAAAUGGAGGGGAGCAGCAGGAAGUAAGAGUGCAGCAGAAACAGACACAGACGGACACAACGAGUGCAAUUCCGUCCGUCGUCUUUCCAUCCACUUCGACGGCGUCGCCUGGCGCACACGAAGAUUCAUUGGAUCAUCAUCCUCAAGGAAGAACAGGAGCAACUGCAGUGAAUAAAACUAGGACGUCGAACAAUGCGAACGAUGUCGAUGCUGUCUCAGAGCUAGAGCAGGGGCAGGGACACCUCCCGGGGAAGACAGUUGUAAACACGACAAGAGUUUCUGUUUUUCUCGUCUCCUCAAGUACAACGACGACAACGACGACUAUUGAUCCUCUGACCACCACCACAGCUCCCUUCCAAGACAGUUUGCUCGACGCCCCUUCUAUCGCAGAGCCUCCCAUGAUGUUGCCGUCUGGUGAAAGUGCUGGAAGUGAUGGGCGCGCGACCUCGACGGCGUUAGUGGUGUGGACUCCUUCACCAAAAAUGUCGACCACUUCGACAUCAACGUCCACUUGGUCUUCGUCUUCAAGCAGCCCGGUCGCAGAGUGGGCCAUGGAGCAGCUGAAAGCGGCCUUGAUGUCGGACGAUGAUGUAGCGGGUAAGAUGGCGCCGGGCCAGCAUCAGGAGCACGAGAAGAAAUCUCCAGGGGCACGACUAAGAACAGCCAAAAAUAAUGCUACGGAGGAACCAGCUGAAGAGUUUUUGCAGCUCAAGCUCGCGGGAGAGCCAGUGACAGGGUUUCCUGUAUCAGAUCCGAUAGAAGUUAGCGAACUACCUAAAGGAGAAGGCACAACUGGGAGCAAAAAAUACGAUGUGUUUGUGCUUUCGGCAGCUGAGACCAUUCUCGACCCGCUCGCGAUGCCCUCGACGUGGAACCUAAUGGUGCACCAAGUACCGCUUCCCGCUGCGCUAAAGAGAGAGCCGGAAAAUGUUCCGCCUGAUGUGUACGACCCAUUGUUUUUUACGAAGGAAAUGGAAACUCGUGCAGAAACCCCGCCGGAGUGGUUUCAAUUGUCAAUCCCGGCUCUUGAUGCGACCGGGACAGCUAAGACAGCUGGCGGCGGAGAAGGUGGAAGUUUAGUGCUUGCAGAUGGAGGCGAUCAUGGAGUUGGUGAGCCUGAAAAUCUCGACCAAGCAAUUUCGGCAGCGUGGGACCUAGAAUUUUUCCUGAACUACAAGAACAAAAAGGAACACACGCGGCCAACAGAAUCUCGUGGAAUGUUGUGCGAGCAGUACAUCGCCGGGUCCGAUGAUACGUACGGAGGCAAGAACUGCCUGCGAGGUUCAGACUCAGAGGAUGAAGAAGGUGGAACUCCUACGACGUCUUGCCGUGUGAUUUUGGCACUGCAUGUCCCAAAGGAAAACAAAUGUCAGCCAGUUUUUUUCGUGCGAGAGGUUGUCUCUGAAGAUUCGUCGAAGCCAUCAACAUCAUUGGCGCGAAGGCAUCCCCUCAGCGUUCUUUCCACUAGUCAGGGGGCGACUGCACUCUACAAGGGUAGCGACGAGGACAAGUACAGGACUGCGGAGAUCUUAACACAGCAGGCCUCUAAGAUUCUUGCGGAGCAAUCCUUGGGAAGCUGGCUGCUUCGACAGGUCACGGUGCAGAAGCUAUUGUCUGCGUUUUCCUUGGUGAAAUCGUCCGCGGCUUUUCUGGCACUCGUCGCGGGAGGCGGCCUCACCUUGUGGAGUGCGGUUUUUGGGGUCGGUUCGCUGGUAUGGGCUCUGCUAGACGGAGUGGUUGCCCCACGGCUUGCGCGUCGGGAACUGUGGGGAUGGCUCGACCGAGGUAUCAACGGGCUCCCGCGCUUUAGGCGUUUUGCUGUGAAGUGGGCAGCCGACCGUGGCUGGGGGGCGCAUGGGCAUUGGCCUCACGGAAAAUUCCUGCGGCGGUUCGCAGAGGAUAAGGUGGUCCAUAAAAGCGGUACAAUGGCAACGAAGGUAGCAGCGAAGGCAGUAGCGAAGCAUCACGGGACGCUUGUCCUCGCCGCCGAAGCAGGAAGUAUCUAUUAUAGUAUGAUUGCCCCGUAUUUGUGGAGCGCAGUAUUUAAAGCAACGGCGAGCGGGAUUACCCGCGACCUGCAGAUCCAUUUGUACGACAAGAUAGCGAUGGAGGCAGUCCCUGACUUGGAAAAAUUAAAAUCAGCUGAAGUCGACGAACCACUCGACACCGAGCUUUUUCUGGGAUCGGAUGAACUCCGCGAGCUCGGCACCGAGGUGCGGAAGUCGAAAAUCUGGAAGACCAUCGUGUUGCGCCUCGGCGUCACAGUUGCUGCAAAGGAACCCGCCGACGUAUUCGCGUGGCACUACCUAGAGCUUGCAGCAAAAGAGGAGGAGCAGCAGUCUACUUCUUCAGCAAAAACUACAGCGGGUUACGCCGAUGGAGAGAUUAUAAAACUGAGCGCGCGGACAAAAGCACUGCUCGAGGCAGCGGUUUUGUCGAAGGGCGUUUCUUCUUCGGACCCGGCCGAACAACAAGAACAAAAAGACCAAAAACAAGAUGCGGAGAAAAAGUUGCGUAAUUUUUUAUGUGCAGCGCUACUCCUCCCCAGCGCGGUGCAGGUGCCGACGAGUCGUGUGGCGUGGGUAGAUGAGGGCACCCUCGACACGGGCGAGGUGGGGGGCCGGUGCUCUCUAGUUGACGGCGAUUUUACUCCCGACGCGAAGCUAGACACCAAGACCAGUCCCGGGACUAUUGCGAAAAGGCAUGCUUUGCUGAUGCGCUCCUUCGGAGGUGAUGGCGAGGGCGAACGCAUGGUCGCGCUGGGGACGGCGAUCGCCGGUGCGAUACGUACGUGGGAGAUAUUGCGUUCCGGGGAGCCGCCGAGCUGGUUUGCGGAACGACGAGCGGCUGUUAAACAUCACACCGACGGCCACGCCUGGGGUCACGGCGGUGGGGCGGCCGUGGAAGAGUAUGGUCCCCUCUCGAAUAUCCUCGCCGCGGAGUAUCGGGGGAUAAUAGUAGAAAACGUCGAAGCAGAAGAAAGUACGGUGGACGGCAUGUCCGGACUGUGGGCUACCCUGUUCCCGCCGAAGCACCCACUCUGGGACCCAGCAGGAGAUCCGGGACCAGAAGUGCGGAGGGCGGUAGAUGAUUUGUUGAGAGGCGAUGCUGACCCAGAGGCGAACGGCUCUCGCGCAAAUUUCAUCAAAACUUUCGCGGAACAAGAGGAGGUCAAGGAUGCGAUAGCGAUACUAGCUGGUGGAGUGCGAGACGAAGGGAAGAGCACUUCUGCACCAAUGCGACCACUGGAUAAGAAAGCCUCAGGCGAUGGAGAAUCGAAGGCGGAGCAGGCCGGUCAGGUGCUUGCGAGAGAGUUGGCAAAACACUACAAGACUGUGGUUCUCGAUCAGCUGUUGAAAGUACAACAACGCAUAGUACCUAUGAAGGAUUUGUUUCAGAAGACUACGGAGACACUAAAGAAAGCCGUGUACUCCAGCAAUGACGACGCCAAAGACGCCAUGGAAUUGCGUCUAAAGUUAGGCAUAUUUAGGCAACAAGAGACAACGGCGGAGACAGAGGCUGACGCUGAGACAAUGGCUGAGACCAAGAGUCUAGUUAAGGCCAUAGAAGAUGCUCAGAGAAUUGAAGAAGUAGAGGCAGAGAGACUGGAAAAACGAGAAGAAUAAGAAAUGGCGGCUGGUGCUCGUCUUCCGUGGGCGAAUCCAUGACCUUGACGUCUGGACCCAUGACAAGUGCAAGUGUGUUGGAGUCCAAUUUGGGGUACGUAUACAUAGCUUCGGCGCAAAAAUGACUGCGCCAAUGUGCAGAGUGAAAGUCUAAGCUAGCUCCUAGUUCUAUGUAACUAAAGUAUCACAAUAAACUUCGACCGUACUACCAGAGAAGUAUGCACAAAAACAGAUUUCUGCCAUAAUGCUGCGCGACGCAGGCACCGACCACUGCCUGUUUCAGUUUUGUUUUAGUUUUUUAUCUUUGUAAGAAAGUAAAUAGUUGCUUUUGUAGUAGUAUUGCGCUGUACAUAGGUGGAACUCUAAUUCGUCGAAUGCAUUUGAAUGUGAGUGCAGUUGGUAGUAGUUUCGGGAGGAAGCGGAAGCGAAGCUUCUACGCCAGAGUGAAACACUGUUGUGCCGUAGCCUUUUUUUUUUUGGAGUAGAUUUACAGGAGUACUACUGAAACUGAUGAAAAACUCCAGAACACGACCAUCUCCAUCUCACAGACUCAGUUUGUUUCUUUCACGUUUACCAUGUUAAUUUACAGACUGUUUCAUAUUCAUCUUUAUCUUUUGACGUGAACGCGAUCCCGAUCCUUAACAAUUUGAAACACCGCAAUCAAGAAGUUCGAUUCAUUGCUACCACGGCAAAUCACAAAGUGGACACGAAGUAAGAAUAACAAGUGAAGAACGAACCAAAAGAAACAGUAGAAGCGUAAUGUGAUCAACCGCCUACGCCGAGCAACAGCAACGAGAAGAAGCAAUCUUUCCCACCGUGGUAUCACAGGGGGACACAGGUGCACGAUGUUUCGCUGAGCAACCUCUCGCA
Amoebophrya sp. A120 is the source of this 6033-nucleotide messenger RNA. NCBI's taxonomy places the organism in Eukaryota, Dinophyceae, Syndiniales, Amoebophryaceae. The record is from the annotation of a GenBank genome assembly.